Molecule: messenger RNA, 648 nt
Organism: Batrachochytrium dendrobatidis JAM81
Lineage: Eukaryota; Fungi; Chytridiomycota; Chytridiomycetes; Rhizophydiales
Exons: 2
Coding region: 1-648 (215 amino acids)
Source: RefSeq, a predicted model, not a curated record
AUGAGAUCGUUUGCAGCUCCAACAACAAUCAGCAUCGAUACAAAGACUUUGGAAUCAAAUAGUAGCUACAAUGGCAGUAAUCCCGAGAAUAACUUUUUAGAAGCUCUGAGAUUGCGUCUACAGUUUAUGGAAUGGCCAGUCACUCAUACAAUUAUUGUUGGAUUGGCUAUUUUGGAUUUUUUGAUUUGUGAAUUAUCUUUGCUGGAGACCUUGUUUGAUACAGCAUCACCUUCUUUUGUCAGUACCACGAAACAAAUGGUCUAUCUCUUAGCAACAGACUCUCAGGCCUUUACUAUGAUGCGUAUGAUAUUAUUUUGGUCAUCCAUGACAAUCAGAAUGGUUUUUUUGAUUGAGCUUUUUUUGCGCGUGCUAUCUCGCACUCCAUCAGCCAUGUACAAUAGCAGUUUUGAGCUACUCGAUGGAUUGAUCAUUAUCUUACUAUUUUCGUUGAAAUUUGGGUUGUACUCUCGCGAUGCCUUUGUUGCAGACCUUAUAGUUGUAGUCCGAAUCGGUAGAAUAUACAAAGUGUUUCAUAUAUUCAAUCUACAAAUGCAUAGUCAGUUCGAAAAUGAAAAAAACGAACUGAUUAAUGCUUGGCAAAUGCAGAUGAACGAAAAGGAAAAACGAACGACAGCCGCAUUCACGUAA